Aspergillus wentii DTO 134E9 is the source of this 1999-nucleotide messenger RNA. RefSeq lists its product as uncharacterized. The record is from RefSeq and is a predicted model, not a curated record. The transcript has 3 exons. The coding region runs from base 30 to 1763 and encodes 577 amino acids. Lineage: Eukaryota; Fungi; Ascomycota; Eurotiomycetes; Eurotiales; Aspergillaceae.
CACAGCUAUCACCAUGAGUGACUUUCUCGAUGAAGUCCAUAUCGUCAGGAGUGGUCCGAUGCCUUAAACUCUUCGAAACUACCUGCGCGCUGGCACGGCAGGGUAUUGACAAUGAUGUUUCGGAAGCUAUAAGGACAGUCGCGGAAGAGAGUGCAAGGUUUAAGACGUGGUGUUGCGAUCAUUCUGCGCAUCUCAAGGGGCAUCUUUCUCUGGAUCAGCAAUUGUGCGAUUCUUCCCACAUCCGAGAUAUCGUUGAAGAUAUUCUCCUGGGCCUGAUUGAUGACCUACUCUGGGUAACUGCAAUUGCCAAUCCCUCUGUCAAUGAUGACGGUGACGACGACUCUGACUCGGAUUGGUCGUGGGAAGAAAUACAGCAGCCUUUUCCAAAAAGGAGAAUCGAACGUCUACACGAAUCCAUCGCCAGUGCUAUCAGCUCCUUACUACGACUGGGCCCAACCCUUCGACGUCCCGCUCCCUUCGACAAGUAUGCCCAAUCAAAGACAGUCGACGUGUCAUUUUUCAAACCCUUUGAUACAGAUUAUAUUCAUUCAGCGUUUCCCCUUCUGAGUCCAAAGCUUAAAGAAAGAUGUGUGGACGCAACUUUACGACGCCGACAGCUUCUCAGAUAUAGCGAGCGGAGCCACGAAACAUUGGGGAAGGAACUAGCAUCGGACAGAGAAGAAGACAAUGACGAGCAACCAGCGACUCUGGUCCUGGGUCUGACAGUAUCUUCCGUACCAACCGAAAUGGGGCAACCAGAAGACUCCAUGUCAGAUACAUCAUCCACCACGUCCUUUACAUCUUUUGAUAUCGAUUGUGAGACAAUUCAAAUCCCCAAUCCCCCUUCAGGCGCCCGGUCAGAUGGGAAGCAUCCUUUCGAGUGCCCUUAUUGCCACGCUAUAAUAUGCCCGGCUGGUAUACACAACUGGAGACAACAUGUCUGUGAAGAUCUGCAACCGUACCUUUGCACAUUUGAGAGCUGCGCUCAGGGAGAUGAGCUUUUUCGGUCCCGUCGCGAGUGGUUUGAACACGAGCUUCAAUUCCACAGACGAGAAUGGGUAUGUCCUGGGACCUGUCACGUGAGUUUCGGAUCUUUACCAGAAUUUCAAACCCAUUUGUCUCAUAUUCACCCUGACCUGGUCAAUGAGAAUAUUCCUUCGACUUUUGACCGGUUCUGUGAGCGGCAGGCUUCUGCCAACUCCUCUGCGAUCUGUCCAUUCUGUCAGCAAGCUUUGAUAUCUCGCGAACAUAUUAAGAUUCACAUCGGGCGGCAUCAGAUUCGGUUGGCACUGCAGUCACUGACUUCAUCUGGCGCCUACGCAACCCCCAAUGUCGACGGCAUGGAGUACCAAAACAUUCCAAGUUCGGAAACGGAUAAGAAGAGUGAAAGGAAAACGCUGCAAAAGUUACGGUUAGAUCUUGGAGAGGAUAUACCAAAUCUAGACGAGCCUACCUCCACGCGAGGUACAGCUGAGUCUUUCGAUACAGACAUGGAAGUGGAUUCGAAGCAAACACCCUUUACAUCCAGUAUACCGCAAGGACGUCAUCCGAGUCCAACGGCCGUCUAUAGUCAUGGAGAAACUUCUCCUCAGCCAAGUACUGCCGCCUCAUCUACAACACUAAGAUUAGGACAUACCCAACGAGCCUUGUACGUAUGUUGUCAGUGCAAUGAUGGGCCGAAGUCUUGGGACAAUCAGCCAAAAUGUGCCGUUUGCAACCAUUAUGUUUGUAGUUCUUGCAAACCAUUUAAAUUCUUUUGCUAGCAACAGUGGCUGCUGAUAUGCUGCACAUAUGGCUUAGAGCAAAUCAUUGAAGAAGUGGAAUCUGAGGAGAAGGAAGUAAUGAUGCACAUUCCUUUCUAUCUUUCUUUCUUUCUUUAACUAUCGCCUUCCUGGGCACGGCUAUAUAACUAAAAUAUUUAACAAAAAGACGCAGAAAAGGAAAUUUUUAGAAUAUCUUGCUAUGUUGAAUGGAUUCAUAUUCUAUUAGAUAAGAUAAC